AAAAUGCCCGACGUGAUCAGUUACGACGGAACAGGUCAGUAGGAUAGUUCUCGAAUCAUGUUUCAUUCAUUCUUUAUUUCCAUAUUAUAUUACUUUUUUCACAGUGUUUUGUGUCAAAAUGAUCAUGUUUAUGUGCAUUCAUCUGCUGGAAAUAUUAUUGGACUUCUAAAAACUUCCACGUUUAAGUCUACGGUGUACCGUAUUAAUACAUUUCUUGGAAUUCCGUAUGCUGAACCACCUUUAGGAAACCUUCGAUUUUCGAAACCAGUUAAAAAAGCUCGUUUUUCAGUGCCAUUUUCAGCAAACCAAUAUGGACCUGCGUGUCCACAAAAACCGGAACUUGCCAAGCAGUGGAUACCUGGAAAGCCUUAUAUAUCGGAGGACUGUUUAUCACUUAACGUGUUUGUUCCUGCAAAUGCAAACACUAGCAAUCUACCCGUUAUGGUGUGGUUUCACGGUGGUGCAUUUGUGAUCGGACAAUCCAGUAUAUAUGACGCUAGCAACCUUUCUGGCUUUGGAAAUGUAGUUGUAGUAACCGCUAACUACAGACUGGGUCCGAUCGGAUUUUUAGCGACCGAUGAUGACACAUCCAAAGGAAACUACGGACUUUGGGAUCAACAUAUGGUGAUCCAGUGGGUUCAUGAUAACAUUGCUUCCUUUGGAGGAGAUCCACAUCGAGUCACAUUAUUUGGAGAAUCUGCAGGUGGUGCAAGCUCUUUUUAUCAAGCCAUGUAUCCGCCGAAUAAAGGAUUAAUACACAGAAUUAUCUCUGAAAGUGGCACAGCUAUAUGUCCCUGGGCUUAUGGUGAUAAAUCUACUGUUGGUAGAUUUGCCAAAUUACUCGGAUUAAAACUAAACUGUUCCAUAGCGACCAACUCGGAGCUCCUGUCAUGCCUGAGAACAAAACCUUAUGAAGACCUGAUUUCCAACGCUCAAGUUGGUACACAAGAAGAUGAAAUAUACCGCCCAGAAUGGACUCCCGUUGUAGACAACGAAUUCAUCAAAAUGCUACCCCCGGACAAUUAUUUGUACCCUGAAACUAUGUAUGCUGAUGUGAGAGAUGCUCUCGCCGACCUCGACCUAUUGAUCGGCGUGAAUGAUGGCGAUGGUGGAUUCAUAACUAUGGUUUCUCUUUUUCCGUUUGUGCAAAGUAAAGUUACACCCUCGUACCCUGCUAUUAACGUUGUCAACAAUUACGUCACCAACUCCAUGCUCACCGAUCGGUUCGGUCAUACUCUUGAAUCUGUUGUUGAUGUCAUGUCAUUUGUUUACACGAACUGGUCAGCAAGUGAGACAAAUAACACGUAUCUGCAGAAAGUACUAGACAUGGCUACUGACUACCAGUUCUUCAUUCCAGCCUAUGUCUCGGCACGAGCUCUGUUUCAGUUGCAGGCACCGGAACGGCAUACAUACAAAUAUCUUUUUACCCACCGUUCUUCAUUUGGUAAAUUCAUUCCGUGGGUUCCUGGGGCUGGUCAUGGAGAUGAGAUACCUUACGUUUUUGGUUUUCCCUCAAGCAUGCAAACAGGUCUUCGGUUUCCAGACACAGUUCCACCGGAGGAACUUGCCCUUUCGGAGAGAGUUAUGACGUAUUGGACUAAUUUUGCAAAGACGGGGGACCCGAACAAGUCUUCCGCCGUUUCAUUAGUUUGGCCUACAUUUGACAAUCGCUCGGAACACUACUUGAAUCUCAAUUCAAGGUUAUCCAUAGGAAACAAAAUGGAAUCAACCCGCACAGCCUUUUGGACAUAUUUAGCACCUAAAAUGCUAAAAAUUGUGCCAAAAGGUUACUCAUUAACUGCAAAUUCGAGUAUACAUACAUAUGUCCUCGGUUGAACUCAUAAUGAUGAUUAUUCAUUUUCAUCGUGGUUUAUUCUUUAUUGAUUUUGAUUUUUAUCAUAUAACUACAAUGGUUUUUCAUAUCAGUCAUUUGAUUUGCGUAUAUAUGGACUUAUUGUAAAGAAUUGAUAGUUAAUAAAAUUAUAUUGAUGAUAAUUUUAACGAAUGUUCCCGUGAUUCCUAUAGUAACGGGAAUAACAAAGGGAUUCUGUCUUUGUGAAAUUAUUUUUAUAUACAUACCAGUGUCAACUCUUAAUUUGUUUUUAUACUGCGUGAAACAUAAAGCUAAAGUUGA
Messenger RNA from Magallana angulata, 2134 nucleotides. RefSeq names its product neuroligin-4, Y-linked-like. Gene Ontology annotation, molecular function: neurexin family protein binding; signaling receptor activity. Gene Ontology annotation, cellular component: cell surface; synapse. Bases 58 to 1836 code for a protein of 592 amino acids. The transcript has 2 exons. Lineage: Eukaryota; Metazoa; Mollusca; Bivalvia; Ostreida; Ostreidae. The record is from RefSeq and is a predicted model, not a curated record. Gene Ontology annotation, biological process: neuron cell-cell adhesion; modulation of chemical synaptic transmission; chemical synaptic transmission.